Messenger RNA from Ceratosolen solmsi marchali, 2461 nucleotides. Its product is annotated as TBC1 domain family member 31. Bases 44 to 2425 code for a protein of 793 amino acids. The record is from RefSeq and is a predicted model, not a curated record. Gene Ontology annotation, molecular function: protein binding. Gene Ontology annotation, biological process: cilium assembly. Lineage: Eukaryota; Metazoa; Arthropoda; Insecta; Hymenoptera; Agaonidae. The transcript is spliced from 4 exons. Gene Ontology annotation, cellular component: ciliary basal body.
ACUUUGUGAUUUACGUAAGCCAGUGGUUGCUUUAUUGUCGAAGAUGAUUCAAGAGAAGUGGACGGAUUUGGUGAAAGGCUGUUGCUCGAAUCAUUAUAAUCUUAAAAUUAAAUCAAAUCAUGGCAAUUAUCACUGCCCAACGACAGUUAGUUUUGCUCUGUGUGCUUUUAAUGCCGACGAUGAACUACUCGUUACAAUAGAUAGCAAUGGUAUUGCUUACUGUAUCGAUCUGUCCAGUACCCCAGCUUAUCGAGUAUUGGGCUCUGUAGGUCCGAGUACCAGUCUAAUGUUCAACCCUACGGAUAGAAAUGAACUUUUUAUUGGCUUAAAUUCAACGAGUAUUAAGGUUUUAAGAAUAAAUGAUAUUAGUAAUUUUUGCUUGUUAGCCGGUCAUUCGGCGCCAAUUAUAAAUAUAUCAUUUUACAAAGAUUAUUGUAUGACAGCGUCGAGUAAAGAAGUGAUUAUAUGGCAAAUCCAGUCGUACUGCAAGGUUUAUCAAUUGCUUCUGAACGUAAAGAGUAUAGUUAUCAAGAAAGCCAUAUUUUCAAAUUUAGGUCAUGUAGCUAUUUUAUAUGAGAAUAAUUUGAUACAAUCGUGGAUGUUUCAACAAUUUGAUAAAGAUAAUAAAAUUAAUGCUCGAAAGUAUGGUUUGAAAAAUAUUAAGGAUCUUCAGUUUACGAAAGAUGGGAGAGCAAUGAUUGUAUGUGGAGUGCAGAAUAAAAUUUUAGUAUUUAAUACUACAAAUUACGACCUGUUAAAAAGUACAGAUUGUUUUACGGGUGUAAGGCAAUUUUCAGUGAUUUCGUUACCAUUGGAUGGUGGGGCAAAUUCGAUUGUAGCAGUCCUCACGACGGAUUGUACUUUGAAAUUUGUAAAUUUAGUUACAUCUGAUAUUAUUGACAGUUGUUGUGAAUCACUGACAGGAAUAAAGAAAAUUCUAGUUUCGCAUAGAGGGCAUUACAUGGCUUACAUAAGUAAAGAAGGACAUUUGGAAAUUAUAGUUUUAAAUAAAAUUCUACAUUUACAUUUUAAUCCCAGGCUUAGAAUAAAAAGGGAACAAAAAAAAUCUGUUUCCCAUCAAACGGAGGAUAAUUUAAAAUAUGUGCACCAUGCCAUAAAAGAGGAAUUGAAGUUGCAGCGGCUAAUGCCAAUAUUAAAAGAAUUUGGCGAGUAUCCUGAAAAGCAUCGGAGAUUGAUUUGGACAACAAUCAUGGAAUUACCCAGUAACAAGAAAGCCUAUAAUAAUUUUUCAAAUAAAGCGCCGCACGAAGCAAUAUUUGACAUAUUAAAGAUUGAUAUUUCAACCGAUAAAACUAGAAAUACACCGGUGAGCAUAACACUAAGUUGCUUACUUCACUGGUGUCCAAUUCUUGAAAAAUGCUCUUUCCUACCAAAAUUAAUCGCACCUUUUGUAAAUGUCUUUAAGACUAUUCCAAUUCUUGGAUUCGAAGCAUCCGUAUUUAUUAUUUUAAAUUAUUGUCAAAAAUGGUUUGAAUAUCAUCCUUUGCCACCUCUCAAUGUUCUAGGCAUAAUUGAAAAUAUAUUGUUAGAAGCGGAUCCGUUACUUUUUAAUUAUUUCGCUAAUAAAGGCAUUACAUCUAGUGAUUACGCAUGGCCUUUGCUACAAAGUACAAUGAGCGAGGUACUCGGAACGAAAGAUUGGCUAAUUAUGUGGGAUCAUUUACUCUCGCUUUGCAAACCAUGGUUCCUCCUGAUGUGCACAGUAGCAUAUAAUAUUAUCUAUCGUAAAACUAUCACUACGAAGUUACAAACCGUCGAUGAUUUGCAACAAUUUUACAAGACUCAAGGACACGUUUCCAUUAAAAAUUUAUUAAAGGUUGCUCAUAAAUUAGAUUGCGAAACACCAUACGAAAUCCAUCCGCGCCGAUAUCUUAAGAAAGAUAUAAAUGUGUUAGCAAAGGAAGGGCCGUAUCCGCCGUUUCUCCAAUUCGAAUUUCCAAAAUAUUUAACGGAUGAAUUGCGAGGUGCGAAUCUAAAGCAUCUUAAGGAGAAAGAGCGUCAGUUACGAGGACUGCAACUUAACACAGCUGAACUUAUGGAAGAGAAACGACUGCGUAUAGAAAAAGAUAAUUUUAUGAAAAGUAUACAGGAAAUGAGGUUAAAUGAAAUUCGUAGGUGCUACGAGAAUCAAGUAUUGGACGAUAAGAGGCUAUUAGAAUAUGCAAAGAGACAAACGGACGAUUCGAAUUCUUGUCAAUAUUUACACAAGACAAAAUGGACCAAUUUAGAAUGCGACGGUCAAGAGUAUAUUUGUACAGCAGAUUUUAAGAGAAAUAAACGAAAAAAUAAAUAUAAAAAUUGCAAAUUACUUCAGGAACAAGUAGAUCGAUUGGAAUUUGAAGUGCAAGAUUUACUUACAACACUGUAUAAUAAAUCAUCGAGGACAAAAUCGAAAAUUAUAUAGGUGCUCUGAUAAUUUCGUAUAGCGUUAAUAAAGCCU